Molecule: messenger RNA, 1225 nt
Organism: Stylophora pistillata
Lineage: Eukaryota; Metazoa; Cnidaria; Anthozoa; Scleractinia; Pocilloporidae
Source: RefSeq, a predicted model, not a curated record
CUAUCACUGUUUUUUUGACAUAAGGAAUCCAGGAGGUUGUGAACUCGGUGAAGGAAAGAUCGACGAGAAAACUGAUUUUAACCCCGAUCAUUAUUGUCGAUGUCAGCAAAGAUGAGAAUCGCUGUAGUGCUUCUUGUUACCGUCGUUCUUAUGGUUAUGGUGGAAUUAUCCGAAACAAGAGGACGUGGUGGAGGUAGAUCAGGAGGCUUCAGAUCCAGUCGAUCGAGAGGAAGCUCCGGAGGGUCUAGCUCAAAACCUAAAAUCACCAAAAACACACCAAUCAAAGCCACCUCAGCUCGCUCCCCGGUUAUUGUGUCACAAACUAAGCCGGGUUUGCGUUCGAGCACGUUUAAGAAAGUAGUCUUUGCCUAUUUGGUGACCCAUUACGCGUUCAGCAGCGCCCCAGUGUAUCGGCAGGGAUAUCCAAUGUACCGGAGUUAUGUCUCUAUCCCAGAGGAAAGAGCUGUGAGGGUGACCUACGAAAGAGAGAGAUUGUUAGAUGACGAAGGAAAGUUGUGUUUGGCAUCAGCAAGGAGUCAAACUAUAAAGGAAGAAAUCGACGACAACUUGGUUGACUUGAAUACUACAGUUAAGUACAAAAAUGGGGAAACGAAAACACUACACGGAGUCUACAACACACUGUCGCUGGAAGACAUCAAAGAUCAAGACUUCGAAGUUGUAAGUCUUGCUCGAUACAACAUCUCGAUUGUUCCUGGAACAACUUGUACAAUGGUGGAAAAGACCGUCAAAGGCACGAUGGUUACCCUGUACGAGACAAAUCCGAACGGCUCGAGUCAACUGAAUAUCAGCAAAAAGCUACUAUCAUUUGUAAUCACUUUGUUUGUGUUUAUCAAUACAUUUCGUUAUUCGUAGUUCAGUCCAUGAAGCAUCUUUAAGCUUUUUUCAAGCAAGUUAGUUUGGUUGAACUAAAUGACUAUAUGCGGUCGCCAUUUUCGCAAGGAUUAAGUUGUUGUAGGAUAUGAUUCACAUGUAGGUAUUUUAAAUAUAUAUUCUUGUUGUUUUUGCUGAAAUCAGUGUUAUGUUACCAGUGGCAUUAAAGUCAUAGUCGGUGAGGGAUUGUCAUUUUCAAGUAGCAUUUAUGUAGGACUUUCAAAUUUAUCCGGUAAAGAUUGAAAAAAUAUGCCGGAUCUGCUCGCGUGAGAAAACACAUGUACAAUUGAUAUUAUAACAUAACCAAAGUAAAGCGCGCGCUCUGAUUGGUCAA